Molecule: messenger RNA, 360 nt
Organism: Mytilinidion resinicola
Lineage: Eukaryota; Fungi; Ascomycota; Dothideomycetes; Mytilinidiales; Mytilinidiaceae
Exons: 1
Coding region: 59-259 (66 amino acids)
Source: RefSeq, a predicted model, not a curated record
ACCCUAUCCAAGACUCUAAAUAUCGUACAAAGAAGACGGACCUCAUCAAGUUUAAUCAAUGAUGAGCGCCACAUCCUCCGCGACACCACCGAGCCUCCACUCCAGACACUCCGAUCUCCAUCGCCGUAUUCAUAGUGAUAGAUUACUCGUGACAUCGCAGCCUGUAGAGUUUGACCCCUCCCAGCCAGAACGACAGCAUCAUUCUGGACUGUCUUUCAUUUUGAUAUCUCCAACCAAACCACACCAUCGAACUCGCUGAUGCUUUUUGCUGCUCAAGAAGCCCCAACUCCACUCCCGCGCCAUUGCUCGCUUUUAUUUGUUGUUUCAAUCCUCAAUCAAGACACCGUAAGGUCGAAGAAA